Glossina fuscipes is the source of this 4421-nucleotide messenger RNA. It is a transcript of the gene Taf2, whose product is annotated as transcription initiation factor TFIID subunit 2. The annotation marks the transcript as partial. Gene Ontology annotation, molecular function: metallopeptidase activity; RNA polymerase II general transcription initiation factor activity; zinc ion binding. The transcript has 9 exons. The record is from RefSeq and is a predicted model, not a curated record. Gene Ontology annotation, cellular component: transcription factor TFIID complex. Lineage: Eukaryota; Metazoa; Arthropoda; Insecta; Diptera; Glossinidae. Gene Ontology annotation, biological process: transcription initiation at RNA polymerase II promoter.
UGCUUUUAUUUUAUUACAGCCCAUCAAAUUGUUAGCUUAACCGGCAUUAGUUUCGAAAGGAAAAGCAUAAUAGGCGCCGUGGAAUUAACUAUAGUUCCAAACAAUGAAAAAGUUCGUAUAAUACGUUUAAAUUCCAAGCAAUGUCGCAUUUAUCGAGUACUAUUAAACGAUGUUUGCGAAGCUGAAUUUGUAUAUUUUGAUCCCUAUUUGGAUAUAUCGCAAGGAGACGUGAAAACGCGCUCAUUAGAUACCAUCUCUAAGAAUCAUUUAACGGCAGCUCAGAAAACUGAUCCCGAUGUUAAUGCUGGUGAAUUGUUUAUACAAAUACCACCAGAAGGUUAUCAUAUGAUACAGGAGGGUCGUGGCUUACGUAUAUGUAUAGAAUUUUCAUUGGAAAAUCCUCAAGGUGGGAUACAUUUUGUUAUACCGCCUACUACUGAAGACGAUAACCAGCCGAACAGCGCUCAUAUGUUCACGUAUGCUUAUGAGAAUUCUACGCGUUUAUGGUUUCCCUGCGUAGAUAGCUUCGCAGAUCCUUGCACAUGGAAAUUAGAGUUUACUGUCGAUAAACAUUUGACAGCUGUUUCUUGCGGCGAACUGGUUGAAGUAGUCAUGACUCCCGACCUGAGACGAAAAACUUUUCAUUAUUCACUUACGGUGCCAGUAUGUGCUCCCAAUAUCGCUUUGGCUGUAGGACCGUUCGAGAUUUACGUGGAUCCUCAUAUGCAUGAGGUAACGCAUUUCUGUUUGCCACAGUUAUUGCCUUUGUUGAAAAACACAGUGCGUUAUUUACAUGAGGCCUUUGAGUUCCUCGAAGAAACAUUAUCCACACGGUAUCCAUUCACUUGCUACAAACAGGUUUUUGUAGAUGAAGCGGAUGCCGAUAUUAGUGCUUAUGCUACUAUGAGUAUAGCCUCGGUUCAUUUGCUGCAUUCGAUAGCUAUUAUAGAUCAAACCUACAUAACCCGCACGCUCAUGUCGCGAGCAAUUGCUGAGCAGUUCUUUGGUUGCUUCAUUACUUCCUAUCGAUGGUCCGAUACUUGGCUGGCCAAAGGUAUUGCCGAAUAUUUGUGUGGCUUGUUUUCCCGUAAAUGUUUCGGCAAUAAUGAAUAUCGCGAAUGGGUACAAAAAGAAUUGGCUCGCGUAGUUAAAUAUGAAGAGAAAUAUGGUGGCAUAAUAUUGGAUUGUAGCCAGCCGCCGGCACCAUUGCCUGUAAGUAGUACGAAUCCUUCGGCUUCCAGCGGUAAACAACAGGAAAUUGUACAUUAUUUCCCUAUAAAAAGUCUUCAUACCGUUUCGCCAAAAUAUGUGGAAGCAAUGAGACGGAAAGCUCAUUUGGUUAUUAGAAUGCUGGAACAUCGUAUAGGUCAAGAACUCUUAAUACAAGUUUUUAACAAGCAAUUGGCACUGGCCACAAACGCAGCCGGCACCAAAAUCGGUUUAGGCCUUUGGUCCCAUCUACUUAUAUCCACCAAUAUUUUUAUUAAAGCUAUUUUUACAGUAACCGGUAAAGACAUGUCGGUAUUUAUGGACCAAUGGGUACGGACCGGAGGUCACGCUAAAUUCUCUUUAACUUCAGUAUUCAAUCGCAAACGUAACACCAUUGAAUUGGAAGUACGUCAAGAUUUUGUUAAUCAGCGUGGCGUCCGUAAAUACAAUGGACCAUUAUUUGUCCAGCUGCAGGAAUUAGACGGAACAUUUAAGCAUACGCUGCAGAUAGAAAAUACAGUAGUGAAGUCGGAUAUAACGUGUCACUCGAAAAGUCGACGUAAUAAAAAGAAGAAAAUUCCUUUAUCUACAGGCGAAGAGGUGGAUAUGGAUUUAUCAGCUAUGGAUGACUCACCUGUACUUUGGAUACGUCUUGAUCCAGAAAUGAUAUUAAUACGUGACUUGAAUAUAGAACAACCAGAUUUUCAAUGGCAAUAUCAGUUACGGCAUGAACGUGACGUUACAGCACAAUUUGAGGCGAUUAAGGCGUUAGAAAAAUAUCCCACAAAUGCAACCAGAUCUGCUCUAACUGAUACAAUUGAAAACGAGCAAUGUUUUUAUAAAGUUAGAUGUGAAGCAGCGCACUGUUUAACUAAGGUUGCUAAUCAAAUGGUUACGCAAUGGAGUGGUCCGCCUGCUAUGUUAAAUAUUUUUCGAAAAUUCUUUGGUUCAUUUAGUGCUCCACACAUAAUUAAACAAAAUAAUUUUGCUAAUUUCCAAUUGUAUUUUUUGCAAAAAGUUAUACCCGUAGCCAUGGCUGGUUUGCGCACAUCCCAUGGCAUUUGUCCGCCGGAAAUUAUGCGUUUCUUAUUCGACCUUUUCAAAUAUAAUGACAACACUCGGAACCAUUACAGCGAUGUCUACUAUAGAUCGGCUUUGGUAGAUGCUUUAGGUAAUUCAAUAACUCCCGUGGUAUCAGUAGCCCUAAGGGGUACUCCUAUUACCUCGGAUAGUUUGUCGGCUGACGCGAAACUUGUUCUUGAAGAGGUAACUCGAUUAUUAAAUCUCGAGAAGCACUUGCCGUCGUACAAGUAUAUGGUUUCCGUCUCUUGCUUAAAAGUAAUACGUAAACUACAGAAAUGCGGUCAUUUGCCUUCCUUGCCAAAGAUCUAUCGUUGCUACGCUGCAUAUGGUCAAUAUUUAGAUUUACGCAUAGCUGCUAUGGAAUGCCUGGUCGAUUUUGUGAAGGUUGACGGACGUUGGGAGGAUUUAGAUCAUUUAAUUACUCUAUUGGAAACAGAUCCCGAUCCUGCGGCUCGUCAUGCUUUAGCUCAGUUAUUAAUUGAUAAUCCACCCUUUACCAAAGAAAGCAAAAGUCCACGAUUGGAUCGUCUCGAAUUGGUAGAGAGAUUAUGGCGCAAUAUGAACAAUAAAUUGGCUUAUGAUACUAAAUUACGCUGCGAUAUGGUUGAUUUAUACUAUGCCUUAUAUGGCAAUAAACGUCCGCAUUGCCUCCAAUCGGCGGAGAUGACAAAUAUGUAUAAAGAAUUGAAAGAAGCGUCCAAUAAAAAAUCAAGUUCAUCUUUAACGCCGUUAAUUUCGUCGAGUAUUGGGACAAGUGCACCGAUAACCGCUUCUCAUACAAUAGUUACAACGCAUACAACGACCACUGCACCAACUCCGCCAGUGGAUGUUAAAAUUACUCACGUCUCGGAUUGUACAGAAGAAAGGGAGCACAAAUUUUCCCCUACCGCAAACGGCAACAGCAAUAAUAAUAACAAUAGCAAUAUAAGUAGUAACGUAAAGCGCACGGCCAGUGAAGCUUUUGAGGCAACGGAUGACCUUGCAAAAAUUGAAACUAGUGAAGAGAUAUCCGUGACGAAGGAACCCGUUAAGAAUGAAACCUAUGACGGUGACGGUAAGUUGGAGGUAAACGCAUCGACAAGCAACGAUGCUUAUUCAGCAACGGAAUCGAAAAAGUUCAAAAGUGAAAUUUACGAAGAAGAUGAGAACUCUGUAACAAUCGUAGAUGUAUCCGAAUCUACAAUUGGUCGCAUGGAUAGUAGUUUCGAUUCAAGUAAACCUGAUAAUGACUUUAAGCAUAAAUUGGACAACAUUUCGAAGAAAAAGAAGAAAAAAGAUAAAAAGAAGCAUAAACACAAGCAUAAGCACAAGCACAAUAAAGAUAAAGACAAGAAUAAAGAUGAGCGUGAGCGUAAAGAGAAGAAAGACCCGAGCAUUUCCCGCUUACAAGCUAAAGAGGCUACGCCUGAAACACUUAGCUCAGCUGAUAGCAGCAAUAGCAACAGUAAUCCGCCGUUUAAUUUUCAAUAGCAAAGGUUUUUUAAUCAUUCUAUUAAAUUUGAAUCAUUUUUAUUAAAAAAGUAGUCGCAAUAAUGUUCUCGCUUGCGACUUAACCCUUUUCGGUCUUCUGCAAUGUCUCACUCACUGCCACUGUCACAGAAGACAUUAGUCUAGUCGUGUAAAAGACGGAGCCAACAUGUUCCUUAGGUAUACAUAAUUUUCCAUAACAGUUUAUUUAUUUCAAUAGAUUAAAACAUACCAUUACACAUCUCUAGGCGUCUCCCAAAAGCUAGCUAGCUAGCGGUACGUUUAUUUCAGUCCUUACAAAAAAAUUUAUCAAAUUUUUUUCACUGGGUAUAUAUAUAUGUAUACUUUUUUUUUUUUUUUCUUAAGACAAAGGGCUAAAAGUUGUUAAUAUUAUAUACCCUAGUAUUGGUGCCAGGUUUUAGAUUAGCAUGCGCUAUAAAUUAUAAGUUGAAGAUGUUUACUUAUUGUGUGAUCUAUAUUACGUUUUUUUUUGUUUUGACUUUUGCAUACCGAUUAAAAAGAAAUUUCGAUGUUUUGUAAAAUAAUAACAUCAAAACAAAAUUUUCGAAACGUUUGAAAGUACAUCGGUCCCUGUUGGUUCACUGGCGGACUCAUAAUUAUCAAAUACAUCUACUUUCUAGCUUGUUUUUAUUCCAAAUUUA